GGUUAUUGACAGCUGUAGAAACUAAAAUUUAUCAUUCGAUUGCAGCCUACUGUUUUCAAUUUAUCGUAUUUUGUAUAUUUUACAAAAUAUAAAAAUGACCUCCAUUGUACAACGGGCUGCCUUCGCCUACCUCAAGAAUAAUGCUCGUUUAUCCCACUCGGCAACUGCUGGAGGACAUGGCGGUGGAUGGCAGCUGUGGAAAAGGCUAUCUCUCUUUGUAGCAUUCCCAGCAGUGGGUCUUGGUAUGGUUAAUGCAUACCUGGGGCAUCAGGAAGGACAUCAUGAACAACCACCAUUUGUUGCCUAUGAACAUUUGCGUGUUCGUACAAAGCGUUUCCCAUGGGGUGAGGGCCAAAAAUCUUUCUUCCACAACCCACAUGUCAACGCUCUUCCCAGCGGUUAUGAACAUUAAUUAUAAUUAUUAGACAUUCAUCUACCAUCUGUUUUAUUUAUAAUUUGUCUAUGGUUCUAUUAGCGAAUACACGCGCAAGCGCGCCACUAGACUACAAAUGUAUUGUGAUAAGUAAUUAAAACAUUAAAAAUUACACUG
This is a messenger RNA of Achroia grisella, 550 nucleotides long. Its product is annotated as cytochrome c oxidase subunit 6A1, mitochondrial-like. The transcript is spliced from 3 exons. Lineage: Eukaryota; Metazoa; Arthropoda; Insecta; Lepidoptera; Pyralidae. The record is from RefSeq and is a predicted model, not a curated record. Gene Ontology annotation, cellular component: mitochondrial inner membrane. The coding region runs from base 95 to 412 and encodes 105 amino acids. Gene Ontology annotation, biological process: mitochondrial electron transport, cytochrome c to oxygen. Gene Ontology annotation, molecular function: enzyme regulator activity.